CGAACUCUCAAAUCAGAGAUUACACAACUGUACAAAAACCUGUCAACAUUCUAUUAUUAUUUAAUAUUUAAAAUCAAAAAAGGGCCCAAGACUAGAGACUGUGUCCCAUUGAAAGCCAUGAAUAAUGCAAUAGUUAUUAGUUUUAGGUCCGUCAAACCCAGAGCUGGACUUUUAGCAGCAACCUCAUGUAACCCAGCAAGAAAUUAUUCCGCAUCCACCGAAGAUGUGGACUACACGAAUUUAUCCUUGUACAAAAGGGGUACAGGAGGUAGGUCCAGUUUCAAUGGCAUCGUGGCCACAGUUUUCGGCUGUACAGGAUUUAUGGGCCGAUAUGUUUGCACCAAACUUGGCAAAAUUGGUACACAACUGAUUUUACCAUACCGAGGAGAUAAUUAUGAUCCUAUGAGGCUGAAGGUGGUUGGAGAUUUGGGUCAAGUCUAUUUCCAUCCAUAUAACUUGAAAAAUGAAGAAUCUAUUCGUAAAGUGUUAAAGUACUCCAAUGUAGUUGUUAACUUGAUCGGCAGAGACUGGGAAACAAGGAAUUUUUCUUUUGACGAUGUACAUAAUGAGGGGGCGAGGAGAUUGGCCAGGCUCGCACGAGAAGCUGGAGUGGUCAGAUUUAUACAUAUGUCAUCUUUGAAUGCUUCCCAGGAUCCAGAGAAAAUUUUCAUAGAAGGUGGAUCCAGAUUCUUGAAGACAAAAGCUUUAGGUGAACUUGCUGUAUUAGAAGAAUUCCCCAAUGCCACAAUCUUUAGACCAGCUGAUGUCUAUGGUCAAGAAGACAGAUUUUUAAGAUACUACAUGCACAACUGGAGACGUACAUUACAAGCUCUCCCCCUCUGGGAAAAUGGUCUGAAAACAGAAAAACAACCUGUACAUGUAACCGACGUUGCCGCCGGCAUUGUAGCCGCCAUCAAAGAUCCAGACAGUGCUCGCAAGAUUUAUCAAGCCGUGGGCCCCAAAAGAUAUAUUUUAGCUGAACUGGUAGACUUCUUCCACCGUUGCACUCGCAGAACUGAAGAAGGCUGGGGAUAUCAAAAAUAUAACAUGAAAUGGGAUCCGUUUUUCCAGCUGAAAGUUACUUUAACUGAAAGAUUGUCUCCUACAUGGCCGUUGGGUGAUUUGUCUUGGGAAAGAGUUGAAAGGGAGCAUUUAUCAGAUAUCAUUAAACCAGAAUUGCCCACUUUGGAGGAUUUGGGUAUACAGUUGACUACAGUUGAAGAGCAAGUACCGUGGGAGUUGAGGCCUUGGAUUUAUGGAGCAUAUCAUGGACAUGAUAUUGAUGAUCCUAUUAUACCUCCUGCUCCACCCAAAGCUAUAGCUUGAAAAAAAAUAUAAUUUAUUUUAUCAUUGUUAUAUACUGCGUAAAUUAAUAAACGUUUUAAAUUAGAUUAUUAUUGAUCCUUGCCAAUGU
Molecule: messenger RNA, 1414 nt
Organism: Ceutorhynchus assimilis (cabbage seed weevil)
Lineage: Eukaryota; Metazoa; Arthropoda; Insecta; Coleoptera; Curculionidae
Source: the annotation of a GenBank genome assembly